AUGCCUGGCACCGUGCCAACCGAUCUGGAAUGGUACCGGCAGCUCCGUGUGAUCCAGCUUCGCGAUGAUACAUCAGAUGGUACAUGGCUAGUCACCCAAUCUGCCACUGUGAGCGGCGUAGGAUAUGUCAAUCAUUCCAAUCGAAUGCAUGCCCCCUCGCACCAUGAUUGCUGUUUCAGCGACGACGGGGUUGGCAGCCUGAUGUCGUACAUCCGAUUCCGCGACCCGGCAUCAGGUACCUGGUCUUUCGACGUGCAUGAAUUAUGCUGGCAGAUUCUACUGCAGAGAGUCCCGGAGGGCAGAUCCGACCUCACCAAGUUUUCCACUCUUCUAUUCCAGAUGCUGUUUUGUACCACACGGGGGAAGCAUCGAUACCUUCGUCCUGGUCAUGACUUCGGUGGCGCAGCCCAAUUUCAAAAGCCGAUGGGGGCUGUGAUUCACGAUAUGAUCGAUCAAGGAUUUGAUUAUCUCUCGGCUUGUCCUUCACAGUUCCGCAAUCUGCUAGAGAUUCUAUCGCUUGCUACCCCGGACAUUCAAUUCUGCCCUCAACGAUCCACGCAUAGAGCCUGGAGGCCGUCUCCGCGCGAUGACAUAUUCUCCUCACUUCCAGUCGAGGUUCUACAUAUGAUUGUGUCCGUCCUCCCUUCACCCGACAUCCAGCAGUUGCGAUUGGCGUCAAGAAGCCUUGCAUCCGCGACUGAUCCGUCAUCGCUGCCUCAGUUCUUCUGGCGCACCAGGUUUCUGGCAGAUGGCGAGAUGGGAUUUGCUUGGCCCGCGAACUCGACGGGUGAUCUCAACUGGCGUGACGCUUACUUUACGCUGAAGCAUGCUUUGAGCGAUACCUCCGGCUCCGACUUUGCGCAGGCCAGAAACCGGCGGCGAAUAUGGAGACUUGCCGGUAUCAAUGCGGCUCUGCUUUCUCAGUUCUUGGAUGGAACCGACCUUUGUGGCAGUAUCUGUACCGAGGACGCAGGUCUGUCUCAUAGCGCCAAUACAACUACUGAAAAUAAGACACACGGUGAAAUGCUCAGCGCCCAAGUGUCGGAGGACUCUCACCGGCUACUUUCUGUAGGAAGUCUGAGGCUCCACGAUAGGACCGUCAUUUUACCUUUGAACGACUUCACUGUCAAGGCCAUUCGUGUUUAUGUGGUUUACUUUAACUUGCAGUAUUUCAUCUCCGGUCUGGAAUUUGAACUUCUGAACCUUUCUACUCAUGCGCUUUCCGACAUCGCUCUGGGAUUUACGCCACCCAACGCGGGCCAUUUGAUCCAAAUUGCCCCGUCCGUUUGUGUAACAGGAUUUGAACUAGAAGUCUGUUCCCGAGGCAUCACCAAUCUAAGAGUGCUCGUUGAAGGAAGCGACCACGGUGCAUGUCCGCCGCAGUGGGUGCGAGGUCAAGAGACGGACCGGGCCGAUAUCGCGUUGGGAAAGCUGAACUUCGGCGCCAUGAAAGCACGACGAAUCCGACUGGUCGCUAAGUUUGAUGCAUUCAAAUUGAUCGCCUUGGGAUUUACCGAAGCCAGUGACACCGUUUCGGAAAACGACAAUAGUUUCGCACUCCAACCAAUGUGGACGCCCACCUAUCCAAGAGAAGCCGUAUCCCUCGUUCCUAAACUGCAGCCAGCAUUGCAAGGGUACAACCGUAUGCUGAAUAUUGAUUUCGCGGGUUCCAACGGGGAGAAGCUUCCGCAACUCACAAGGAUAGUGACCCAUAUCCUCAAUGACUCGGCACCCAUUGUAGGAUUCACCUUCUAUUUUGAUAACCGGACCUCUACCAACUUCGGUCGACGGGGCUUGAUGGAAGUAUCUUUGUUGAUUGAUGGACCCGGUGGGGAGUAUGUCACAGGUGUCACAGUCGCGAAGUCCACCAAGGAUAGCCGGAUCCUGCUACUUUGGAUGUGCACAAACCUUGGAAAAGAGCUUAUCGCCGGUUGGGAUGAGCUGAGCCGCGCUGAAGUGUCGGACUAUCGGCUAACAGUGCAUUCAUAUGACUCUCGCUCGAAUCCUCUCAUUGAAGGUAAGGAAAUGACUAUCAAGGAAAUGCAAGCGCCCAUCGGGCAGCGCAUUACUGGAUUCAUUGCCACCCUGGAGGCUUCACAACACUCGUUCUGCGGGUUUGGAUUACAGUGUGAAGAAACCCCACGACCGUAUGAAACGCGGGUCACGGGCGCGGUUUCUCACCUCCCUGUCUCAACUGCCGCAUGCCUAGCCUCAACUCUAGGCUCAUAUAUCAUCACAGAAAGAUCCAAUUGUUGUAGAGCCUUUACAUCUGCGAGUUUGAAAUCGGUCAAGUGUAUAAAAUUCUCGAGCGGAGAUCUCGAGCGCCCGCGGUUCUCCAAUGAGAUUUCCGGAGUAUGGUUAGAGUACUUCGAAUCUCCCGACUCGAUUGUCGGUCAGUGGAUCUCUGAGUCUGCGUCGAUCACCCUUGAGCCCGGAGAGAUGAUCACAGGAAUCACAAUAUGGCUCUCAAACGGUCAGAUAUCCUUGAGCCAGGAGUUCUUCAUGGGCCGAGUCAUUCGCAUCAUGAUAACUACUUCCGUCCAGACGGUGGUGUAUCCGGAAGGACCCCCGCUACCAGCCCACGAGCAUACUAUCUUGCGGUUUGAAGAAAACCACCUCGAGGAACUGUCGUGCCUUGUCUGGGUAUUCAACGAUGCGUGGGACUUUCCACGAGUAAUCCGGAGUCCCAAAUCGCCGAGUCAGAAGAUGGUUUGCUGGGACCCGUGCCAUACCCUCAAGACACGGCCCUGGGCCGCUCCCCAAAGGGCACUCUGGGCGGGAGACAAUGGAACGGAUCAUCUGGUCUCCAUAGCUGGGUAUCGCAGCUUGAAUAAGGAGAAUUACAUCACUGGCCUGAGAUUCUCAUAUAAGUCCGGUGCUGUUCGGGAUAUAGGCGACGUGGCGGCUGGACAGGCCCUUCGCUCUGUGCGACUUUCUGCGGACGAAGAUGUCCAAAGGAUGUCCUUGAUCAGGGACUGGACUGGCCUCCUGCAAAUCACUUUCCAUUUCAUCAAACGGGGUGAACAUGCGAAGACUCGACGCGCCCUUAUCGCCACGCCAUCCGCGAAGAGGAACUUACCCUCUAUGACGGGCAGAACGGACCAUGAGGAUGUCGACUUUCUACAACGCAGGUAUACAUCGCAUUACCGCCGUGCAGCGGGGAAUGCGCAGAACAAAGAAGGAGACUUGCCCCGAGGGGAAAUUGUUGGGUUGUGGGGCCUCAAAAAACCAGAUGCCAAGUUACAUGUUGGGGUCGUUAUGUUGCAGAACUCUCGGCCCAGUGCUAAAGGUGCUAAAGUCUCGUUCUUGGGGUAG
Messenger RNA from Aspergillus japonicus CBS 114.51, 3315 nucleotides. Its product is annotated as F-box protein. Gene Ontology annotation, molecular function: protein binding. The coding region runs from base 1 to 3315 and encodes 1104 amino acids. NCBI's taxonomy places the organism in Eukaryota, Fungi, Ascomycota, Eurotiomycetes, Eurotiales, Aspergillaceae. The record is from RefSeq and is a predicted model, not a curated record. The transcript has 6 exons.